AUAUCAUGCAGCAGAUCAGAUCCAUGUUUUCCAGAUGCAUCAAACACGUUUCUUGAUUCCAACAGAUAGUCGUCCGACAGCUACACUGAGUUCUGUCAAAGAGGACGUGUUCACAGGAGACAGUGUGACACUGAGCUGUACUGUAGAGUCUUCUGGAUGGAAGUUUUACUGGUACAGACACAGACCAGACUCUACACCAGUAACCACAACCUCUAGAUACUCCUACACACUCAGCUGGGUCAGUGUCUCUGAUGGAGGACAGUACUGGUGCAGAGCUGGGAGAGGAGACCCAGUCUACUACACCCUGUACAGUGACCCAGUCCAGAUUAACAUUACUCAGAGACCUGUUGCUGUUCUGACCCUCCAACCCAACUGGACCCAGAUAUUCAUUAGAGAGACUGUCACUGUGAGAUGUGACAUACAGGGAGGAGGAGACUCUGACUGGGACUACAGAUGGUAUAAGAAUAGUCAGUUAGUGAUCCCCUUUAACACAAAGCCUGAGUACAGAAUCAGUCCUGUCUACAGGUCUAACAGUGGUUCAUAUACCUGUGAGGGUGUAAAGGGCAACAAGUUCUCCAAGACCAGUGAUGCUGUAAAACUGACCAUGUCUGGUAAGUCUAUCUAA
This is a messenger RNA of Salvelinus fontinalis (brook trout), 625 nucleotides long. RefSeq names its product leukocyte immunoglobulin-like receptor subfamily A member 3. Gene Ontology annotation, molecular function: transmembrane signaling receptor activity. The record is from RefSeq and is a predicted model, not a curated record. Gene Ontology annotation, biological process: cell surface receptor signaling pathway. The transcript is spliced from 2 exons. Bases 35 to 625 code for a protein of 196 amino acids. Lineage: Eukaryota; Metazoa; Chordata; Actinopteri; Salmoniformes; Salmonidae.